CUCUACAUAGUACAUACCCAUAUCUGGGUUCUCUCUCAAACUUCAUCUUCUUCCUCCUUUCCUCCUCCCAGCUCAUCCUCUUCUUUCUUCUUCUUAUUCUUUCUCUCUCUUCUCCCUUCUUCUUCCUUUCUCAAAUCCAGAUCUUUGUUUCAUCACAUAAAUUUGGGUUUGGCUCAAAUUCUUUUCUACGCUUUUCUCCUUCCUCCAAUUACAAUCAAAGGAAUCAAACGACUUUAGCAAGAAAAGAAGCAAAAAUGCAGUCAAGGCUCGCGGCAAUACCAUCUUUAAGGCUGUACCGGGCUCUGUUUACAGGCUGCAAUGAUCAGGUUCUUCCGCACAGAUUCAAUCACUAGUGUUGGAAAAAGAAUAUUCGUGUUUGGGUGUUUAUUCAAUCAAGUUGAAGAAAAAGGAAAAAAACAGUUUGUGGUGACCGUGGAUCAAACACGCGACCUUCAGAUCUUCAGUCUGACGCUCUCCCAACUGAGCUAUCCCCGCUUGUGUGCUGUGUCAAUUUAUAAAUUUGUUUUUAAGCUUAAGUUAGUAUUUUUUAUUUUUUAGUUUUUCGAAAUUGCAAAUUUGGGUGUAUUUUGUUUGGUGAGUAAUCCAAAUUGAGCCGAGCUUCUACAAAGAUCAAAGGAAACGAUAUUCGCAGCGGUGGCCGGUGAGACGGCGAGGUGUUAGCUAUGAUUUCGCAGUUCUUUGUGCUGUCGCAGAGAGGCGACAACAUCGUCUUUCGUGACUAUCGGGGUGAGAUGCAGCAGAAAGGAAGUGCAGAGGAGAGUCAGAACUUUCUGGAUGCCAUUGGACUUGACAGUCCCAAGCGCGUGGUCGAUCUUCAUUCUCUUAUUAUCACGAACUUCUUCAUAUCGUUAAUUUAUGUGAUGAAACUCAGAUCUGGGUCUGAGAAAAAUCGAGAUCUGGGUCUGAGAGAGGAAGAAGAAGGGAGAAGAGAGAGAGAGAAAGAAUAAGAAGAAGUAAGAAGAAGAAAGAAGAAGGAUGAGCAGGGAGGAGAAAAGGAGGAAGAAGAUGAAGUUU
This is a messenger RNA of Rubroshorea leprosula, 1035 nucleotides long. The record is from the annotation of a GenBank genome assembly. Lineage: Eukaryota; Viridiplantae; Streptophyta; Magnoliopsida; Malvales; Dipterocarpaceae.